Populus nigra (black poplar) is the source of this 719-nucleotide messenger RNA. RefSeq lists its product as uncharacterized. The record is from RefSeq and is a predicted model, not a curated record. The transcript has a single exon. NCBI's taxonomy places the organism in Eukaryota, Viridiplantae, Streptophyta, Magnoliopsida, Malpighiales, Salicaceae. Bases 150 to 638 code for a protein of 162 amino acids.
CAAGUGCUUGAACCUUCUAGCUCCUCCUUGAACCAUUUAGACAUUCAUCAUCUUUCUAGCUCCUUCUAGAUAUAAUCCCAAGAGGAAAACCCUUCUCUAUAUAAGAAGACCAAUCAACAUCAACCCUUCAUCGAGAACCAAGAAACACCAUGCACACAGCAAGCAAGAUGAAGGCCAUUGACGACAAGAAGGACACAGUGGUGAUAAAGACAGUGAGCCGAGAUGAAGAAGGAAAGAAAAAGGUGGAGAAAGCCGAGCUGAAGACACACAACAUAGACACCAUUAAGUACGUGGAGAAGAAACUGAUGGACAAAGGGGUGAUGCGCAUGGAAAGGCACCCUGUAGAUGGGAAAGGUGGGAUAGGCAGGCCACCACCCAAGUCAGGCCACGGAGGAAAAUUCACAUGGGAAGGACCGUAUGAUGAGGCGGAGAUCGAGCUGGAAGCUGCAGCACCGCCUGCUAUCGAUGAGAAGGAUCCCAACUAUGUAGAUGAGGUGGUGGAAGAGAAGAUUGUGAAGGGUGAAGAGAAGGAUGUGGCUGGUGUGGUUGUUGGAGAAAUUGAGGUGGCUAAGGCUGUUGAAGGAAGGCAUGGUGUCGCUAGGGUUGAGGUUGACCCUCGUCUGGUAAUUGAUAAUUAAGGAUGUACUGUUUUGUUAAUUUUGAGAAAUGUAUGGAUGUUGUUAUAAGAUAAAUAACUAAUUAUGUGAACUAUUAAUUAA